CUCUAACUAUCAGACUCAACCAAACAGAAACUUUAUCAAAUAUGACUGAAAUUUCGGUUGCGAAUGAAGCUAUAAACACCCCUAGUCAAGAGUGUAACGAAGACACCGACUUCUCCAUCAGAAGAAACAAAUGAAAAGGACAGGUGUUAGCAAAUAAGGGUGAUGCUUCUACUGAUUGAACCCCUACUUUUAAUGAUGUGGACGAGAACUUUAGUUCUGCCAUAGGAUUAGCUUCUCUGACCGUCAAAACUUCUCUUACUUUUAAGAAACCUACUAAUCAAGAAUCUAAAACUCAUUCCUUCGAUGAGGAUACUCAGUGUGAAUCCUUCACUGACAGUGAUGGAGAUGUCACCCUAGAAGAUAAUGAGUGUAUGAUGAGCGAAGAAGAGUACGUCGAUCUCAUGGAGAAGACCUUCUUCCUCGUGAAAGAUGCUUUGGAUAGAAGAUUUAGGCCUCUUCUAUCCCCUACUAUUUUGAAGAACAAGAUGUACUCCAUUCUUAGGAAGAGUCCAGUACUUGUUGAGCCAGACCUCCUGUUUGAAGAAGGAGCUCUGGAGAAGUCUAUCACGAUGAAGAGAACGAGGUCCCACCCUACUACCCCCCUCUGAAACAGGAUGGUGUCUAUUCAUGCAAAUAGAAAGAUCUAUUUUGAUUCGAUGAAGAAGGCGUCGAGUGUAAGAGGACAAAAGGAAUCUCAGAUCUCAGCCCUUUUCAGUUUUCUGAGAAAGGAAUAA
Moneuplotes crassus is the source of this 734-nucleotide messenger RNA. NCBI's taxonomy places the organism in Eukaryota, Ciliophora, Spirotrichea, Euplotida, Euplotidae. The record is from the annotation of a GenBank genome assembly.